GCUGCACUUAGAUUGAGUAGCAGGGGGAAGCCCUGCGCGUCCAUAUCUGUCGUCGUUUUUCAUGAUGACGAACAGAAGCUUUUUGAUGAGACCUCGAUUUAAGGAAGUUUGGCAUUGAAAGCCAGCAGACAUUACAGUCCAGGGCAAUGACGACUUUGAGGCGUUUCACAUGCGAUGAUCUAUUCACGUUCAACAGCGUGAACUUGGACUUUUUUACAGAGACAUACAAUCUGCCCUUCUAUCUGCAGUACCUGGCAAACUGGCCAGAGUACUGCUUGAUGGCGGAAGGGGCGGGCCAGCAGGCUAUGGGGUACAUCCUGGGGAAGGUGGAAGGCGAGGACGAGAACUGGCAUGGUCAUGUCACAGCCCUCACUGUGGCACCAGACUUCAGGCGACAGGGGCUUGCUCGCAACCUAAUGGAUCUGCUGGAGAGCGUCACACACAAAGUGCACAACGGCUAUUUUGUGGAUCUGUUUGUGCGCCAGUCCAACUCCAAUGCAAUUGGAAUGUACACAAAGUUUGGAUACAGUGUGUAUCGGACGGUGAUUGGGUACUACAGCGGGGUGGAGGAUGCAUAUGACAUGAGGAAAGCAAUGCCAAGGGAUGUGCGCAAGCGCUCCCUCAUUCCUAUAAAGAGCAGGAUAUACCCACACGAGCUGGAGACAGACUGAGUGCGGCGGGAGGCCGCGCCGGUUCAGGAUUAGUUUCAUUGCUGUGAGUUGCAGCUUUUGUUGUGUUGGACCUGUAGAAUCUUUACAUGUGCCUGUUGCCAACAGUGUAAUUUAAAAUGUUGGCAGAUCGUGUCAGGUGGCUUCUGCAUCACUGGUGCACCAGUAGUACUAGAGUGGCGACUCCAACUUGGCUGAAUCUGUGGGUCCUUCGAGUCCUGAAUGUCAUGAACUGAGUCAAGUGUCAAAACGGACAGGAGAGACGCAUUUGUAAUCUUGUGAUUUGGGCUC
This is a messenger RNA of Coccomyxa subellipsoidea C-169, 959 nucleotides long. RefSeq names its product catalytic subunit of N-acetyltransferase. Lineage: Eukaryota; Viridiplantae; Chlorophyta; Trebouxiophyceae; Coccomyxaceae. Gene Ontology annotation, molecular function: protein-N-terminal amino-acid acetyltransferase activity. The coding region runs from base 147 to 671 and encodes 174 amino acids. The transcript has 4 exons. The record is from RefSeq and is a predicted model, not a curated record. Gene Ontology annotation, cellular component: NatB complex. Gene Ontology annotation, biological process: N-terminal peptidyl-methionine acetylation.